Molecule: messenger RNA, 1283 nt
Organism: Arabidopsis arenosa
Lineage: Eukaryota; Viridiplantae; Streptophyta; Magnoliopsida; Brassicales; Brassicaceae
Source: the annotation of a GenBank genome assembly
GCCGGAGUAUUUAAUUUCGACACACACCAUGGAUCCCAUCACUUACACGCCGACUUCACCGCCACCGCCUUUGCCAGAAUAUUACUCCUCCGAUCUUGGAUCCCCGGUUGGUAUACCUUACCCGGGAUCGCCUAACCCUCAUUCACCUAGGCGUCUCAGUUCUUGGAUUGAUAAUUCACAGCAGGAAAAACCAAAAGCUCUGUAUCGACAUGUUGAGUACGGUGCGGUUGUUCCAUACUCCCCCUGGGAUAAUCUCACAGUUCCUGCGAGUGGACUGGAUUUCGUGCCGGAGGGAAAAGGAUUUGUACCCGGAACCGUUAUUUUUCCGGAAACCUUCUUUUUAUCUUGCCCAGGAACAUGUCUCGCGAAAUGUCAAACAUGGGUUGCUCUGUUAGAGGCACAACAUGCGGCCUAUGCAAAUCAUCACUCUGAACUAGUGUUCAAGAUGCAAGAGAUGGAAAGAGCAAUGAGGCGUUUGGAAUCUCUCCCGAAAGAUUGGCUGAACUUUGAGCUAUACAAACUUGGGGAGAUGUCACCUCCGCUUAGGGCUUACUGUGCCUUUCAUGAUGGUAGUACCUGCAAUUUUGAGUUGGAUCUUCCAGGAAUCGAUCCAAACAUCCGGAAAACUAUGAUGCUGAGGUUGAGGGUGCAGGAAAAACCAAAAGCUCUGUAUCGACAUGUUGAGUACGGUGCGGUUGUUCCAUACUCCCCCUGGGAUAAUCUCACAGUUCCUGCGAGUGGACUGGAUUUCGUGCCGGAGGGAAAAGGAUUUGUACCCGGAACCGUUAUUUUUCCGGAAACCUUCUUUUUAUCUUGCCCAGGAACAUGUCUCGCGAAAUGUCAAACAUGGGUUGCUCUGUUAGAGGCACAACAUGCGGCCUAUGCAAAUCAUCACUCUGAACUAGUGUUCAAGAUGCAAGAGAUGGAAAGAGCAAUGAGGCGUUUGGAAUCUCUCCCGAAAGAUUGGCUGAACUUUGAGCUAUACAAACUUGGGGAGAUGUCACCUCCGCUUAGGGCUUACUGUGCCUUUCAUGAUGGUAGUAGCUGCAAUUUUGAGUUGGAUCUUCCAGGAAUCGAUCCAAACAUCCGGAAAACUAUGAUGCUGAGGUUGAGGGUGGUACUGGUGAUGUUUAAAAUCUUGUUGGCUUAAGGAUGCCGAAGCUUAAUCUACUCAUAAGCUAAUGUUUUAGACACAUGUGUUUGUUUAAUGUGUUCUUCAACAGUCAACGCAUUUCUUUAUGACAAUUUCCUCUGUUCAAAAUCUAUAAAUCCUUUCUUAUUUA